CAAAUAGAGACAAAAAUAUUUGGCCUGGAAGAGUUUACAUUAUAGCAGAAAGAGACAAAGAAAUAAAUUAUACAGUAUAUUAGAAGGUCACUGGUCUGAACUUGACCCUUCACCAUGGUCCUGGCCGAGGACCCCCAGAAGGCAUUGCUCUGGGCCCUGAGUGACCUGGAGGAAGAUGAUUUCAAGACAUUAAAGUUCCACAUACGGGGUAUGGCCCUGCCUGAAGGCCAGCCCCACCUGGGCAGAGGGGAGCUGGAGGGUCUGAGUCGGGUGGACCUGGCAGAUAAGCUGAUUUUAACUUAUGGAGCACAGGAGGCUGUGAGAGUGGUGCUCAAGGUCUUGAAGGUCAUGAAUCUGUUGGAACUCGUGGAUCAGCUCAGCCUCAUUUGUCUGAAUGAUUACAGAGAAACAUACCGAGAGUACGUGCGCUCCCUCGAGGGGAGAGAAGGGGGAGUGGGCAGCAGCUACAUUCAGCUGCUCCUAGUGGCCAAGCCCAGCUCAGAGAGCCCAGAAUCAUCUGCCUGCACCGUCCCUGAGCAGGAGCUGGACUCUGUCGUGGUGAAAGAUCUAUUUGGUUCAGUGGAAAAGCCAGACUCGGGCCCAUCAUCAGUGGUGCUACAGGGCUCGGCUGGCACUGGGAAGACAACCCUGGCCAAGAAAAUGGUGCUGGACUGGGCCACGGGUACCCUGUACCGAGACCGGUUUGAUUAUGUGUUUUAUGUGAGCUGCAAAGAAGUGGUCCUGCUGCCCAAGGGCCAAAUGGAGCAGCUCCUCUUCUGGUGUUGUGGGGACAGUCAAGCCCCUGUCACAGAGAUUCUGAGGCAGCCAGAGCGGCUCCUGUUCAUCCUGGAUGGCUUUGAUGAACUGCAGAGGCCCUUUGAAGAACAGUUGAGGAGGAUGAGCCUGAAUCCCAAAGAGGACCUGCUGCGCCGUCUAAUUGGGAGAAGGAUACUUCCCACGUGCUCCCUGCUCAUCACCACCCGGCCCCAGGCUUUGCAUAAUCUUAAGCCCUUGCUGAAGGAAGCGUGCCAUGUCCAUACCCUAGGCUUCUCUGAGGAGGAGAGGAGGAGCUAUUUCAGGUCCUAUUUCAAGGAUGAGGAGCAGGCCAGGAAAGCCUUUGAAGUUGUAGAAGGAAAUGCCGUUCUCUACAAAGCGUGUCAGGUUCCAGGCAUUUGCUGGGUGGUCAGCUCCUGGCUGAAGAGGCAGAUGGAGAGAGGCCAGGCAGUCUCGGAGACUCCCAGAAACAGCACUGACAUCUUCAUGGCCUAUGUGUCCACCUUCUUGCCGUCUGAUGACAAUGAGGGCUGCUGUGAGCCCUCCCGGCACAGGGUCCUGAGGAGUCUGUGCUCCUUGGCCACUGAGGGGAUCCAGCACCAGAGGUUCCUGUUUGAAGAAGCUGAGCUCCGGAAACACAAUUUAGAUGGCCCAAGCCUGGCUGCUUUUCUGAGCAGCAACGAUUACCAAGAGGGACUUGACAUCAAGAAGUUCUACAGCUUCCGCCACAUCAGCUUCCAGGAAUUUUUUCAUGCCAUGUCCUACCUGGUGGCAGAGGACCAGAGCCGGCUGGGGGAAGCGUCCCGCAGAGAAGUGGAAAGGCUGCUGCAGGAGAAGGACCCAGAAGGGAACCAGGAGAUGACCCUCAGUGUGCAGUUUCUGUUGGAUAUAUCGAAGAAAGAGAGCUUCUCCAACUUGGAGCUAAAGUUCCACCUCAAAAUUUCUCCCUGUAUAAUGCAGGAUCUGAAGCACAUUAAAGAACAGGUGGAAUCUCUGAAGUUGAACAGAACCUGGGAUUUGGAACUCUCGCUGCACGAGUCUAAAAUAAAGAGUCUGGUAAACAGUAUUCAGAUGAGUGACGUGUCGUUCAAGGUAGAACACUCAAAUGAGAGGAAGUCCCAUAGCAGCAAGUCAUUUUCUGUGAAAACCAGCUUGAAUAAUGGACAGAAAGAAGAGCCAAAAUGUCUUCCUGUGGGAGCACAGAAGGAGGUUUCUCAUGGAAAAGGCGGUGGGGCAGAGGAACCAGACAAGGACGCUGGGGGCAGAGAAAUGGGGACAAUAGCACUGGAGGGUCAGAAGAAUGGGGGGAUGGAGGGACAGGAGGAUGGGGAAAGACCCACAGCAAGUAAAACAGAUUGGAGAGCUGAGAGAUCAGAGUAAGGGGUACUAGAAGGAGUGAAGGGACACCUAGAAAAGAGAAUUAGAUGACAGAGGAUCAGAAGACUUGAACACAGGACCUGGGCAAAGGCCAUGUGGGAUGAGUCUUUAGGAAUAUCCCUAUUUACCACCUGAAAGGUGGUCUGACUUAUAUAACCCAUCUAACAGAGGAAAAUAAACUAUCAGGAAGUAAGAGAAAUAAAAUCAUAACUACCCUUUGUUUAAUUAAAACACGUAUGGCCUACCUUGUUAUCUGUGAGUUGUUUCUCAGCCUUGAGAAAGUUCCUGAGCAGAUGGUAGGAGUGUGAACUUCCCCUUCUUCCUCAGGAAGAGACAGUUUCAGAUGCCUACCCCUAUCGAGAAGAAGGAAGAGACUAUUAAUAAUUUCUGCCAUCAGUUUGCUAUGUGAGAAACAGGAAGAGCCAACACACCAGCUUCACAGCUGCUUUUGUUAUCAGUUACCUGAAACAGAGAGGAAAAAAGGGCUUUUCUACCCUUUAAAAGCACUGAGCAACUUUCCUCGCUGCCCGACACUUCUUUCCUCCCUCUGUGUGUUGUGGUCAC
Molecule: messenger RNA, 2715 nt
Organism: Microcebus murinus (gray mouse lemur)
Lineage: Eukaryota; Metazoa; Chordata; Mammalia; Primates; Cheirogaleidae
Source: RefSeq, a predicted model, not a curated record